Molecule: messenger RNA, 1710 nt
Organism: Pelecanus crispus (Dalmatian pelican)
Lineage: Eukaryota; Metazoa; Chordata; Aves; Pelecaniformes; Pelecanidae
Source: RefSeq, a predicted model, not a curated record
ACAGUGAUUGAUUCAGAUGGAGCAACCAACUCCACCAUUGCAUCUCUGACUGUCAACAAAGCAGUGGAUUACCCACCUAUUGCCAAUGCGGGACCUAAUCAGGCAGUCACCUUGCCCCAGAACUUCAUCACGCUGAAUGGAAAUCAGAGUAGCGAUGACCAUGAAAUUGUCAACUAUGAGUGGUCACUUAGUCCCAAAAGCAAAGGCAAGGUUGUAGCAAUGCAGGGAGUGCGGACACCAUACCUCCAGUUAUCUGCAAUGCAGGAAGGAGAUUAUACGUUUCAGCUGACUGUCACAGACUCUGCGAGGCAGCAGUCCACAGCUGAGGUCACACUGAUUGUACAGCCUGAAAACAACAGUCCUCCAGUAGCAGUGGCUGGCCCUGACAAGGAAUUGACCUUCCCAGUAGAAAGUACUACAUUGGAUGGAAGCAAAAGCCAAGAUGACCAAGGCAUUGUCUUCUAUCAUUGGGAAAAUAUCAGUGGACCAAGCUCUGUACAGAUGGAAAAUGGUGACAAACCAAUAGCAACUGUGACUGGUCUUCAGGUUGGUACCUAUCGCUUCAGGCUGACUGUGAAAGACCAACAGGGCUUAAGCAGUGCAUCUGUGCUGUCCAUUACUGUGAAGGAAGAAAACAACAGUCCACCCCGGGCGCGUGCUGGUGGGAAGCAUGUUCUAGUGCUUCCAAAUAACUCUGUUACCUUGGAUGGCUCAAGGUCUGCUGAUGACCAGGGGAUUGUGUCGUAUUUGUGGAUUCGGGAUGGUCAAAGCCCAGCAGCUGGGGAUGUGAUCCAUGGCUCAGACCAUGAGGCGGUACUGCAGCUGACUAAUCUGGUGGAAGGAACCUACACUUUUCACUUGAAAGUGACAGAUGCGAAAGGAGACUCAGAUAUUGAUUCAGCAACUGUUGAAGUGCGGCCUGAUCCCAGAAGGAGUGGUCUGGUGGAACUGAUUCUGCAAGUUGGAGUGGGGCAGCUGAGUGAACAGCAGAAGGACACCCUGGUGAGACAGCUGGCUGUAUUGCUGAAUGUUUUGGAUUCAGAUAUCAAAGUUCAGAAGAUACAAGCCUACUCAGAUAUAAGCACCGCGGUUGUGUUCUAUGUGCAGAACGGGCAUCCUUCCAAGGUGAUCAAGGCAUCAGAUGUCUCACGAACUCUGCAUGUACAGCUUUUGAAAGAGAAGGCUGACUUUCUGCUUUUUAAAGUCCUGCGGGUUGACACAGCUGCCUGUCUUUUAAAAUGCUCUGGACAUGGACACUGUGACCCCAUAACAAAGCGCUGCAUUUGCUACCAGCUGUGGAUGGAAAACUUGAUUCAUCGUUAUCUAAAUGAUGGAGAGAGUAAUUGUGAGUGGAGUAUACUCUAUGUGACUGUAUCUGCUUUUAUUUUGAUUGUGGUCAUGGUAGGGCUUGCCUGGUUCUGCGUAUGCUGCUGCAAAAGCAGAAAGAGGACAAAGAUAAGAAAGAAAACAAAAUAUACCAUCCUAGAUAACAUAGAUGAGCAGGAGAGAAUGGAGCUACGACCCAAAUAUGGUAUAAAACACAGAAGUACAGAACACAACUCCAGUCUGAUGGUCUCUGAGUCAGAGUUUGACAGUGAUCAGGACACUAUUUUCAGCAGAGAAAAGAUUGAAAGAGAGAAUCCUAAAACUCUCAUGAAUGGAUCCAUCAGAAAUGGAGUUUCCUUCAACUACAGUUCCAAAGACAGAUAA